This is a messenger RNA of Chanos chanos (milkfish), 816 nucleotides long. RefSeq names its product dickkopf WNT signaling pathway inhibitor 1a (gene dkk1a). The record is from RefSeq and is a predicted model, not a curated record. Lineage: Eukaryota; Metazoa; Chordata; Actinopteri; Gonorynchiformes; Chanidae. Gene Ontology annotation, cellular component: extracellular region. The coding region runs from base 1 to 816 and encodes 271 amino acids. The transcript is spliced from 4 exons. Gene Ontology annotation, biological process: negative regulation of canonical Wnt signaling pathway; multicellular organism development. Gene Ontology annotation, molecular function: co-receptor binding; receptor antagonist activity.
AUGCAGCCGGUUUCUUUACCAGCUUUUGUGGCCGUUUAUCUUGCUCUGUGCAGUGGCUAUCUUGAUGAUGCUCUUGCUGGAUCGGUGCUGCGAAAUUCGAUAAAGAAUGUACCUGUCGAAAGUGGAGUCUCUAAUCCAAGCAACACGGUCAGUGUGAGACCUCACACCGCAACUUCUGAUAGUGGCAUCAGUCGGAAAGGAGAUAGCGGUACUCCACCGCUGAGCUGCGCUGUCGAUGGUGAAUGCGGUGCUGAUGAAUUCUGCAACGACGCUCGUGGGCUGUGCGUGCCUUGUCGCAAGCGGAGAAAGCGUUGUGUGCGAGAUGCAAUGUGCUGCGGUGGAAAUCGCUGCAGUAACGGUGUAUGCCAGCCCAUGGAGAUGAAUGCCACCCUGUCUGAUAAGCCCAAUGUCCAUGUAACACCAAGGCCUAACUACACAGCAGAAGCUUUGCCUAAGAGGACAACUGCCCCAUUUAGGCCACAUCAGUCCCUGAAAGGGCGUGAGGGAGACACCUGCCUGAGGUCCUCAGACUGCUCCGAGGGGCUUUGCUGCGCGCGUCACUUCUGGUCACGCAUCUGUAAGCCUGUGUUGACAGAGGGACAGGUCUGCACGCGGCAUCGGCGCAAGGGCAACCACGGCCUGGAGCUCUUCCAGCGCUGCGACUGUGGAGACGGCCUGGUCUGCCGCUCGCAGAAAGGAGGAGGAGGAGGAGGAGGAGAGAACCAGCCUCAACAGCAACAGCAACAGCAACAGCAACAGCAAAAGCCAAGCAGCAACAGAGCCACCAGAAACCUCCACACCUGCCAGCCGCGCUGA